This is a messenger RNA of Zea mays, 1994 nucleotides long. RefSeq names its product exosome complex exonuclease RRP42. Gene Ontology annotation, cellular component: nuclear exosome (RNase complex); cytoplasmic exosome (RNase complex). Gene Ontology annotation, molecular function: mRNA 3'-UTR AU-rich region binding. Lineage: Eukaryota; Viridiplantae; Streptophyta; Magnoliopsida; Poales; Poaceae. The record is from RefSeq and is a predicted model, not a curated record. The coding region runs from base 828 to 1691 and encodes 287 amino acids. The transcript is spliced from 9 exons. Gene Ontology annotation, biological process: U1 snRNA 3'-end processing; nuclear-transcribed mRNA catabolic process, deadenylation-dependent decay; nuclear polyadenylation-dependent rRNA catabolic process.
GCAUUUAGGUCUUACGACGCGCCCAAAGCUCACGCCGGACCUGCUCCUCUCCGACGGCGGCAUCGGCUUCGUGCUCCGCUACUUUCCCAAGGCGUUCAAGCCCCGCCCCCGCCCAGGCCACGAGGUGGACGACCUCGCCAACCUCAUCAAGCUCUACGCGGACUGGCACUCCCGCCUGAUCCCCUACUACUCCUUCGAACAGUUCGUGCGCAAACUCGAGAAAUUGGGUGCCGGCAACCGCGUCAGGAGAUGUGUUUCCGUUCUGGUGCGUUCUUGGUCGCCAGAGGCAGUGAUCCUACGCUUCUGCACGAACCGCCAGUCCAACAGCGGCACAGCCCACGGGCCACGCCCAGUUGAUAUCCCUGAUGGCCUGAUGUCGCAACUCGCAACCCUAGCUCCCAGCCUCCCACUCCCACGCGCUUCAAGUCUUCCCAGGCGGCCGGCGGCGUACUCCCAGAGUCCCAGACGGCCAAUCUUCCCAGCAUCGGGUGGCGUCCUCACUCCAGGCGGCAGGCGGCUGCACCGCCGCAGUCACGAACUCACGCGCACCGCGGGCCCGCGGCAGCGCGCACACGCGCACACGCGCACGGCGCACCAGCAGCCGUGAGCCGGCCAGUCCGGCAGUCCCAGCCUCCCAGGCGGCCAGUCCUCCCAGUCCCAGUCCCAGCUGCCUAGGUCUGCCGCCUGUCUUGACCCCACCCACUGGCCACUUCCCCUCCUGUCCGUUCCCAAAUCCCGUCCCCUCCACCCGCACUCCAUUGGCGCCGCUCCCCUCCCCUCGCCGCCGCCGGAGAUCUGAUCCGAUCCGUUUGUGCUUGUGCUGGACGAUGGUGGGCCUCUCUGAAGGGGAGAAACACUUCAUCCGCGGCGGCAUUGCACAAGACGUUCGCACUGAUGGACGUAGGCGGCUGCAGUUCCGGUCCCUCUCCGUCCAAACCGGAGUCAUUCCACAGGCGAAUGGCUCAGCGCGUGUUAGGUUGGGGGCCACUGAAAUAAUCGCUAGUGUCAAGGCUGAACUAGGAAAACCAAGCAUUCUUCACCCUGACAAAGGAAAAGUUGCUAUUUUUGUCGACUGUAGUCCAACCGCUGAGCCUCUGUUUGAGGGUAGAGGCUCUGAAGAAUUGUCUGCUGAGCUCUCUGUUUCCCUGCAAAGAUGCUUGUUGGGUGGUAAAAGCGGUGCUGGUGCUGCAAUUGAUCUGUCAUCCCUAAUUGUUGUUGAUGGAAAGGUCUGCUGGGAUCUGUACAUUGAUGGGCUUGUGGUCAGUUCUGAUGGUAAUUUGCUAGAUGCGCUAGCUGUUGCGAUAAAGGUUGCUUUGAGUGAUACAGGUAUACCAAAAGUUAAUGUUUCUGUUAGUGCUGCAUCUGAUGAGGAACCUGAAGUUGAUGUAAGUGAUGAGGAAUUUCUGCAGUUCGACACAUCCGGUGUGCCUGUUAUUAUUACAUUAACCAAGGUGGGUCGGCACUACAUCGUUGAUGCCACCUCAGAGGAAGAAUCCCAGAUGAGUUCUGCAGUGUCGGUGUCAGUCAACAGGCAUGGCCAGAUAUGCGGGCUUACCAAGAGGGGAGGGGCAGGGCUGGAUCCAAGCGUCAUCUUCGACAUGAUAUCUGUCGCCAAGCAUGUGAGCCAGCAGUUCAUCUCCCUCUUGGAUUCAGAGAUUGCCGCCGCCGAAGCUGAAGAAGAGGCUCAGUGAUUGAUGAAAAGGAAAAAGGACUGGUUGCGUAAAUGCUCGUGUGUUCCAACUUCAACCAAAUGCUGUAGAAAUCUUCAGGAACACUCUAUAUUUACAAAGUCAUUUUGCUCUCUAUAUUUACAAAGUCAUUUUGCUCUCUAUAUUUACAAAGCAUGAAUGAAGAUACCCAAGAACACUCCCGCACCUAGGAGAAGCAGUCUGCAAGUAAUGGUCUAAGGCACUCAGCCUCUGAUGACUCAUUGAUGAGGAUAUCACUUCAAUACAUACAAUAUAUGGAUCGAUACCCAUCCAGAGUUAAUGUCA